AUGAAGUACUCCCUCCUCGCCCUCGCAGCCGCUGCCGCCGUCGCAGCCCAGAAUUCGACCGACAGUGUCCUGAUCCCCUCCAACAUCACAGACUCGUGCACCUCUUUCCUCACAGAGCUCAACGCAGACGCCACCCUUUCCGAGUGCGUCACCCCCCUCAUCAACGCCACCGCCUCCUUCUCCCCCACCGCCGUCGCCGCCACAAACCUCACAGAGGACAGCAUCAACUAUACCUUGGCCUCCGUCUGCAAGACCAACACUGGUUGCUCAGACACCACCAUCCGCACCUGGCUCUCCAGGUUCUACUCCCAGUGCUCGGCCGAGCUGACCUCGUCUGACGGCUACAACUCGGACGUCAGGGAGCUCUACGACAUCUUGUAUGUUGUAAACCCCCUCAAGGGCGCCGUCUGCUCGGUCGACUCCUCCAACCAGGAGUACUGCGUCAACGAGAUUGUCGCGUCCGAGUCUACCGACAGCUCUUCCGCGUCCAACUCUACGAGCAACAGCACCGCGCUCUACGCCAACUUUGCUGCCUCUGACAGCGUCCUCUCCCCCAUCCAGCUCGCCGCCUCCAACCUCUACAUCGAGGUCUCCGCCUCUGCCUCUUCCUUGAAGAAGCGCGUCCUCUCCACCCUCUCUUCCCGUGCCGCCCAGUCGGUCAACAUGGCGACCAUCAUCACCCCCAACGCCACCACCUACAAGUCCACCAACCUCCCCUUCCUCUUCCUCCAGCCCACCCUCUCUUCCUCUGCCCUCUGUACCCCCUGUACCCGUGAGGUCAUGGUCUCGUACAUCAAGUGGGAGACCCAGGUGCCUUACGCGUUGGGUUUGAGCAAAUCGCCCAUCCUCGGUGGCCAGUCUGCGCUCUGGUCUGCCAUCAACUCUACUUGUGGCACUGCGUUCGUCAACGCCAUCAAGUCGCAGGUUGGCACCAGCUUGAGCAGCAACUCUUCCAGCUCUGGCGCUGAGAGCAUGAUGGCGGUUCAGGGUAUGGCUGGUAUGACCGCGUUGGUCGGUGCCACCUUUGCCGCUGGUAUCGUCGCCAUCUUUGUCUAA
Cryptococcus wingfieldii CBS 7118 is the source of this 1056-nucleotide messenger RNA. RefSeq lists its product as hypothetical. The record is from RefSeq and is a predicted model, not a curated record. The coding region runs from base 1 to 1056 and encodes 351 amino acids. The transcript has 2 exons. NCBI's taxonomy places the organism in Eukaryota, Fungi, Basidiomycota, Tremellomycetes, Tremellales, Cryptococcaceae.